This is a messenger RNA of Pan troglodytes (chimpanzee), 165 nucleotides long. It is a transcript of the gene PIGBOS1, whose product is annotated as PIGB opposite strand 1. The record is from RefSeq and is a predicted model, not a curated record. Lineage: Eukaryota; Metazoa; Chordata; Mammalia; Primates; Hominidae. The coding region runs from base 1 to 165 and encodes 54 amino acids. The transcript has a single exon.
AUGUUUAGGAGAUUGACUUUUGCACAACUGCUUUUUGCCACUGUCCUUGGAAUUGCUGGAGGAGUAUAUAUUUUUCAACCAGUAUUUGAACAGUAUGCCAAAGAUCAGAAGGAAUUAAAAGAAAAGGUGCAGUUGGUACAAGAAUCAGAAGAGAAGAAAAGUUAA